AUGGUUGCUGCGAGGCAUGCCAUGACCUCUUCUGAAGUUGGAUCCGAGAACUACGGAGCUCUACCAUCCUCGUACCGCCGCGUCCGGAAGUCGAAAUCUCUUGUGGUGUUACCCAGCGGCAACCUUCGACUGCGACUUCAACGGUCCCUCCCUUUCCUGCGACGCCAGAGCGCGACCACGUUCUACAAUGGCGCAGACGGGGCGUGGGGGAGACACGACGAAGCAGUGCAGAUUGCUCGAGCGCAGUUUCUAGAUGGCUCUGGUUGUCAACCCCGGCAAGAGACAGAACAGCAAACGCCUCGGAAGGUGAAGAGGAAGGCGCAGCACAAAUUCAGAAAGACUGUUCGGGCCAGCGGGUUCCGCGAGACUGAUCAGCCCGCAGAAACCGCAGUCCCAAGAUCCUUCUCGCUGGGCUUUCGCGAUCGAGUUCGCAAAGUCCUGGGGAAAUCGCUGAGCAAAAAGGAUAACCUGCCUCCACAGCAACUGGAGGGCCGGCGGAACCACUUCUCUGAGUUUGACAAGGAAUCUACGCUUGUCAGCGGAUUCGACGCAUACCAAAUCAUCGACGAUGAGCUCACGCCGCGUCAGAGCGGAUGUUCCCAGCCUAUCCUCGAACAUGAUCCGCUCGAAGACUUCGACAAGGUGCCGUACACUGUACAUUCAGCUGCAAGUCGUGAAAGCCUUCAUUCCAACGCACGAUCUCGAAUCACGAGCUGGACCAACUCUAGCAUAACAGGCUCCAUCGGUCUGCGGUCUGGUCCUAUAGAGCGCAAUCGGCUAUCAAUCAUCAAAGAAGAUGGUGGUCCGCACCAACCUUCGUCAUCUGCCGGAAAACAUAUUGGCGGGGUGGAGGUUUUUCAUGAGCCAUUGCAGUCAGUCACGAACGACGGCCGGACGUUACCGGCUGUGGAUAGUCAACGAAUCUAUUCAGCAUUGAUCAAACGAAUCAACCAGGAAGAAGCCGAAGUCGAGAGAACGAGAAUUGCUCUGGAAGCCAUCAACCAAGGGCGCAAGGAGAUGAACCAUGAAGUCUCGGACUUGAAAGCCACCAUCAGAGCUGUUCAGAGCGAUUCUUCGCUGUCCACAAUGACCGGGAACAAUCCGAACCGGCGAACCAGCAGCCAUUCUGGCUCGUGGCACCAAUCUAUUGGUAGGGGGAGGACGGAUGAGCAACAUAGGGAGAUUGCUGAUAAGCGACGAGAGCGGCUGACGGAACAGGAGUCACAGUCGACCUUCUUCCCCUUCUCGAGUGAAAAGAAUCCGAACACUCCAAGUCCUUUCAAGAGGUUCCUGAACGAGAGGCGUCGUCGCAGCCGAAGCGGCAGCAGUCGUGGCGAUCAGGCAGAUCUGGACAGCAACAGCGUUAUCGUCAAUCGUCAAUCGAGCAAUUCCGUGAUGAACCGCCCUCAAUUCGGUCUGAGCAGUGCCAGCAUCUAUUCACGGACAACAAAUGGCGGAUCUAAUGAACAAUACCACCGGCCAUUCGACAGCUCGGAAGAACUGCGUAUAGCUGGACCCACAGAGUCCGAACAGGCAGGCACGGCAACCAUUUUGGCAACAACGUUUACUUCUUCCAUGAACAGCCGAUGGAAUCCUUGGUCGGAGACUCUGAAUCGCCGCGAGCAAACAACAGCUAGCAAUUCAAGUUCGCACACGCGAGGAAGAGCUCAGAUCAACUCGGAAGAGGAGGACAACAGAUGUGACGAAGAGGGGGCCUCCGGGACAUUCGCGAAGUCAGCAGAUCGCCAUAUCCCGGUGCGUCGAUAUCUAGGAAGUUUCGGUGAUGUCCCAGGAGCCAGCACCCCGAAAGUGCGGAGCGGCACUGCUUCCGGUAGGCCUCACACCGAUCUGCUCAAAAGGGUCAGCGCCGACGCCUUAAGUAGCAUUUCCAACAAAGCCGAGGAUGGCAGCAAGGGAAGUGGAAGUCUGCGAAAACUGAGUCCCGGAAACCUCACCAAGCUCUUCAAAGAGAAGAGGAGCCAGAGACCAGUUAGACCUCAAAGCGCCGGCAAAGAAAACAGUCCGACGGUUCAAGCAGACUCUCCGCCAGUCAGCACACCGGGAAGACUGCAUCUCCAGUUCCGCAAUGGGACCACAAACGGCCGAUUACGCAAGAAGGUUAGUGAUGGCGGAUUUCAUUCUCGAAAUCUGUAUUCAACCCCCCAUGGUUCUAUCUCAACCACGCCCAGCCGUUCACAUGAAAGUCCCAGCGAGAAUGCCAAGGACCUCUUAAAGGCCCGACUAAGCCGGCCGUUUAAUAUGGAUGUCCCCCCCCACAAUCGUCCAUUUGACAGUAUGUAUUUGGGCAAGAGAACACCUGGCCACCCAGACACGUUUGGGAGCAGCCGGUUGAGCGUGGCACCUCGAACGAUGUUAGACGGGGGCGGCCUGGAUAUGCCGACUGAUCUAGACGGCGUGGCUGAAGGGGAGACGGCGUUACCGUCCCGAUCAUACUCGGUGGGGAAAAGUGCAGCUAAAGUGUUGGGUCUCCUAGGCAGCAAGAGAAUGGUCAGCAGCUUUCUGAGAAGCCGAAGAGGAGAAAGAAGUACAAGUGCAGGUGAACAUAGUUUGGGCGAGGGAAGCCCGGCAUUCAUCUAG
Messenger RNA from Cladophialophora psammophila CBS 110553, 2598 nucleotides. RefSeq lists its product as uncharacterized. The coding region runs from base 1 to 2598 and encodes 865 amino acids. The transcript has a single exon. Lineage: Eukaryota; Fungi; Ascomycota; Eurotiomycetes; Chaetothyriales; Herpotrichiellaceae. The record is from RefSeq and is a predicted model, not a curated record.